Messenger RNA from Podarcis lilfordi (Lilford's wall lizard), 44279 nucleotides. NCBI's taxonomy places the organism in Eukaryota, Metazoa, Chordata, Lepidosauria, Squamata, Lacertidae. The record is from the annotation of a GenBank genome assembly.
AUGGCUCUGAGCAGCAAGCUGCUGAUGCUCUCAAACGGCAUUUAUGGGCAGAACAUGGAAAGCAGAAUAACAUCAUUUGCUGUCAACAGCAGCAGCACCAGGAGCUCUCAUAAUACAGAGAUGACUGCAAUGAAAACAUUUGGCUCCUUUCGCCCCACGAUUAAAACGUUGUUUUCACUAGCGCAUGGGGAGGUAAUACGGUCCCUGCUUAUAGCUCUACAUCUGGGCUUACUCACAUGAAUUUGCAGGAAAAUAAGCUGCCUUAUACCAUCAGGUCAUUGGUCCCUCAAGCUCAGGACUGUCUACUCUGGCUGGCAGCAGCACUGCAGUGUUUCAGAAAGGGAGUCUUUGCGUGGCGAGUUCCCGCUUCCCCCCAUUGGAAAUAAAGACAUGUGACACAUCAUUUUAGGUUAAUGGGCUAAAAAUGGCCACAACUUUAUUGGUUACAGGUGAUGAGAGGUAUUGGCUUAGGCAUUGGUCCUAUCGACUAUCCGGCUUCAGCCUGAUUGCUUGAAGACUGGGAAGGGUUAACCGCCAGCAGGGGGAGUCCUGCUGAUGCACAUCAACUAGGAGCUCCCCCGGGGUCACCGCUUGGGGGCGUGCCUUAGGCCCUUACCUCCAUAGGCUUCGGACAGGGCCACGCCCCCCGGAAUCCUUUACCGGACUACCCUUCGCAAUCCGGGGGAGGUGAUGGCGCUUCCUCCCCCCCUCUCAUCUACAUAACAAUACCCUUACCAAUGCCUAACCUCCAAUGCCGCGGAGUUGUGACGAUUUGCUACGAGGUAGGCGAAAAACCAAAUGGCUAGAGCCAAUUUGCCAAGUGGAAAAAAUUCCUACCAGGCCCCUUGACGGCGACCAACCAAAGUCCAUAGCAAUGUCAGAGAGCCUGACCUAAAGGGUGGGAGGGAUGGGAAACCGGAUCAGCUGGAGCGAUGAAAGAGGAAAAUCCUCAGCCAAGCCGGCCCUAAAUAGCGCGGGCCAUGCCUCCCGAGCCAGCCGAUUGGCUGGCAAGAAAGAUGACGCGGCCGAGGAUUCCCUCAAUCUCGCGGGGGCUGUGAGCCAGCCCCCGUGCACGUGGGGGAGGGUGUGAAGCCCGCAACCCCACCUCCUCUCCAGCUCGGAAGUGGCUUUCCCAUGAAUUGAAUCUGGGACCUUCUGCUCACAAAACAGUUGUUGUACCACCGAGCUUACAACCCUCUCUAGAGCUUAGUGGCAGAGCACAGUUUCCAAAUAUGGGAUUGCUAAUUCCCACCACAUGCUGCUUUUUCAUGCAAGGAAGCCUCCCUCAUCACACAAGACGGGAAAUGUUCAGACAUGCACACACACACCCAUUCUGCCCACACGCAGUCUCAAAUGGUAGUGCCCAGGUGGGCCUGGCCAAUGUGCCUUUUCUGAAUCAAUAAUGGCAAGAAGAAGAGGCGGGGCAGGCAGAGAACAUAAGCAUACAAGAACAAAGGAAGGACCCAGGUGCGCAGCCUGGGAGUCAUUUUUGACUCACAGCUGUCCAUGGAGGCGCAGGUUAAUUCUGUGCCCAGGGCGGCUCUCUACCAGCUCCACCUGGUAUGCAAGCUAAGACUCUACCUGCCCGCGGACUGUCUCGCCAGAGUGGUGCAUGCUCUAGUUAUCUCCCGCUUGGACUACUGCAAUGCGCUCUAUGUGGGGCUACCUUUGAAGGUGACCUGGAAACUGCAAUUAAUCCAGAAUGCAGCUGCUAGAUUGGUGACUGGGACUGGCCGCCGGGACCACAUAACACAGGUCCUGAGAGACCUGCAUUGGCUCCCAGUACGUUUCCGAGCACAAUUCAAAGUGUUGGUGCUGACCUUUAAAGCCCUAAACAGCCUCGGUCCUGUAUACCUGAAGGAGCGUCUCCACCCCCAUUGUUCAGCCCGGACACUGAGGUCCAGCUCUGGGGGCCUUCUGGUGGUUCCCUCAUUGCGAAGUUACAGGGAACCAGACAGAGGGCUUUCUCGGUAGUGGCGCCCACCCUGUGGAACACCCUCCCUUCAGAUGUGAAGGAAAUAAGCAGCUAUUCUAUCUUUAAAAGACAUCUGAAGUUCAGGGAAGUUUUUAAUAUUUAAUGCUGUACUGUUUUUAACAUUUGAUUGGGAGCCACCCAGAGUAGCUGGGGAAAUUCAGCCAGAUGGGCGGGGUAUAAAUAAUAAAUUAUUAUUAUAUUAUAUAGCCCUGAUGUAUCAGGCCAUGGGCCCAUUUAGUCCAGCAUCCGGUACUCACAGUGGCCAACCAGAUGCCCACGGGAAGCCUGCAAGGAGGCAGUGGUGGACUUGGGGCUUAAAAAUUCCAGUGGCGCCUUGUGCAAUGCCAACUGUGGCGAUCACACAGGGUCCCCGGAAGUUUCACCAUCUAUUGAUCCCUGUGCCACCACUUGAAUUCUCGCUGCCACCACCCAAGCCCUACUUGGGACAAUACUGAGUCCAGUCAGGGUUAAAUUGGAACAUAAACUUUUGUUUAUUUAUUGCAGUUUAACACGCGUGUGGUUUCAUAAACAGUACAGUGGUACCUCAGGUUAAGUACUUAAUUCGUUCCAGAGGUCCGUUCUUAACCUGAAACUGUUCUUAACCUGAAGCACCACUUUAGCUAAUGGGGCCUCCCACUGCUGCCACGCUGCUGCUGCGCAAUUUCUGUUCUCAUCCUGAAGCAAAGUUCUUAACCCGAGGUACUCUUUCUGGGUUAACAGAGUCUGUAACCUGAAGCGUAUGUAACCCGAGGUACCACUGUAUCAGUCAAUUACAUUCAUGGGGUGCCUAUCCAGACCUAUAACUUCCGCUACCUGCUCUCACUCACUAAACCACCUCUCAGAUAUUUACUUGUCUUCCUAGCCCCUAACUGUUCCUGACUCAGCCUAUUUCGCUACACUAACUCAUCCUACCCACAACUCUAGCCCAAUUCACUCCCACUCCAACCAACCACCCAACGAACUCCUCAACGAACUCUCCCCUUUGCCCCUCCCAGAGCUGGUUUUAUAGUCCCACUGACUCCACCCUCCUGGGUCCUGACUGGGCAACCUGUUUAACUAUUUCACCUCCAGAACUCUCUCAUAUGUUAACGACACACCAACAUCCGGCACCCCCUCCAUUCUCACCUUCCAUUUUUCAUUGUUUUUCCAGCACCCCCUACAGCAUCCUCUCGACUUGGUGCCCAGUGAGCAAGUGCACAAGCUUGCCUCUGUGAUUGAGAGGGCUGGGGCCACACCAUGCGUGCACGCCGUGUGGGGCAUGCCGUGUCAUGCACAUGUCGUGUGGUGCGCAUGAGCGAUGUGAGCACGCUGACCGUGCAUAGCUGCUGCAGAAUUUUGAGGGGGCUUGGUCCCCUCCUUGAAUAUUUUGGAGUUCCCGUGACCCCCAGGUCCCUAGUUGGCAGCACCCGUGCCAAUAAUAAUAAUAAUAAUAAUAAUAAUAAUAAUAAUAAUAUUUUAUUUAUAUCCCGCCCUCCCCAGCCAAAGCCAGGCUCAGAGCGGCUAACAAUAAAAGCAACACAAUUUACAUAAAAUCACAAUCAAUUGAUUGAAAUGCAUUCUAAAACCAAUUCAAAAUCAAAUGAAUGGCAACCACUGGGCUAGAGUUCUGUGAGGAUUACCAAAGGAGGGGGUCAGACUGUGCCUUGGCCAAAGGCCUGGUGGAACAGGCUCUGUCUUGCAGUCCCUGAAUCGCCCACACUCCCCUGUAUCUGCCUCUGUAGCAGGACCCGAGCACAAGAGCACUUUUCCCGCUUGUGAUUCGCAGCACCUGGCAUUCAGAGACGCCCUGCCUCUAGCAGUAGAGGCAGUGGAAGAGCAAUGAUGAACAUAAGAGCAUGACGAGAGCCUACUGGACCAGGCCAAUGGCCCAUCUAGUCCAGCAUGCUGUUCUCACAGUGGGCACCCAGGCGCCUGUCAGAAACCUGCAAGCAGGAACCUGAGCUCACAAGACCUCUCCCCUGCUGUGGUUUGCAGGAACUGGGUUCCCGAAGCGUUGCUAAAGGAUGAGCGCCAAAGGAUGGGCAAUUAAGGAUGGGCUGUGCCUGCAACUCUGGAUCUUUGUUUGUUUUUGUCUCCACUUGCUCAAGAAGCCUGCGUGCUUGUAGCAAGGCAGAGGGCGAAAUCAGGUGAAGGAUUAGUCAGGUACCUCCUCAUGUGCUCACACUUGGCUAGGCCUUGUGAAUUUCACCUUGGCCCUCUCGUCUGUUGCUCACACAUUAUGGAUGAUCAGCAGAUUGCCAGAGCACCAGGGGAAUGGUGUGUGUUUAUGCUGUGCUCUGUGGGCUUCCUUUGAUCCACAGUACAGCUUUUAUAAUUACCUGGCCUCUUAGAUGCAAUCUUUUAUAUUCAUUUUCUCACUUAAGAAAGGGGGGGGGGAGAGAAGAAGGUCACUGGCCAGAGACAUGGGAUGAGGGACAACGUUUAUUCAGUUCACAUUUAAAGGCAAAUUCACCUAAUUUGCAAUUUCCAUAACAAUAGGCGGACCAAAACAUAGCUCUCUUUCAAAAUGUACAUUUAUCUGAAUUUUGCAGUGUAGUUCUUGAGCCAAGUAAUGUGUACAAAAAUGCAUCUGCUAAGCUAAAGUGUAUAUUUAAAUGCACACAUUUGUGAAAAUAAUAUACAAGGGUGCAUUAUAUUAGCGGGAAAUGGUUUGCAACAAUGUACAUUUUUGCAAAAUUGCAUAUGAACAUGUAUGCAGUAGUGGAAAUUUGCACAAAAACGCUGACAAAUUUCCACGAGAACUUUUUAAAGUUGCAAACUGAUGUGGAAAUGUGGAGGGUAGAACUUAAGAAUGGAAGAAAAAUGACAAACAGAGAGAAACUUAAAUUAACAGAUUUGCCCAUCCCCAUAUAAUGCAACUGAAUAUUAUGAGAUGAAGCAGUUUAUAUUAUGAUGAGCUAGGUAAUUAUGAACCUUGACAGCCUCACCCCCGAAGUAUUUACUUACUAACUGCUAGGAUCUAAGUCUUUAUAGGCAAAAUCUUCUAUUCUUAUUAUGGCUUUGUUGAUUUGUCAUAAUCAAAACACAAAGCAGAGCACCCUCCCCCUUCCUAAAAAAAGAAGAAGGAAAUAAUUGCAAUUACCCUCCCUGUUUGCUCACUUUAAUUUUGGUUCAUUUAGCAUAAAAGCAAGCAAGCAAGCAAAGGAACAAACAAACAACAAGCAAUUUCUUCUGAGGCAUGGAGUUCAAGCAUAUAAUUUUUCAUGGGGCCAUUGCAGUAGGAUGGAGUCAGCCACCCAACGGCAGCAUUGCUGCAGCAUACCUGGAUUGGGAAGGGGAAAGGUGGCAGCAAGGUUGGGCUGUGUGGAUGCACUGGUGGAACCAAUUCAGUGCUUCCACAAAUGCAUUCACACACAGGGCCGUCUUAAGCAUAUCUGGUGCUGUGGCCAAAGAUCCCUCUGGCAGCCUCCCCACCCAUUUCCCAAAGUUGCCAAACUUUUUUAGGGAGGAAGGCACUGCCAGUGACGCGCCCAACUUUGUGGGGCUGGAGGAGGUGGGCAGUGGAUGGAGGGCAGCUCCUCCGGUGGGGCAGAGGCGGAGGACACGGCGGCUCCCGGCUCAGCUGGCUGCUUUGUGCUGCGGGGGCCACAACAGGUGGAGGCUCUGGGUGCUGCGCUGCUUUGGUGCGGCAUGGCGGAGGCGGGCGAGAAUGGCAAGCUGAUGCCGGGAGGCGCCGCGUCCAGCCCCCGCCUCUUCCCUGGCACCCUCCAGAACUUGGUGCCCUGGCGCCCUGCGCCACUAGCCUCUAUGGGUAAGAUGCCCCUGUGCACACAGCCCUGAAGUUGCUACAACCCUGCUCAACCCCAGCCCAGUUCAUAUAAGCUUGAGUUAGAAGGGCAGUUUCUUUUCUUUUUUUAAUAACUUUUUUAUUCAAAAUUAAAACAAAAGAUAUUAUCCAAAAACAUAUCAUCCUUAUUCCUCCCAUUUUUCCUCCCACCCACCCCCACCCCCCGACUUCCCUCAGUUCCAGUCUUUGAUUUCUCUAAAAAUGCUGUUUUCUGCAUGUUACACAGUUGUAUAGAUGCUCAAACUAUUUAGCUGAUUAUUAUCAAUAAUAAUUUGUGAAUCAAUAAAGUUUGUGAACGUUUAUUCAAAACCAGCCAAGGAGUCCAGUUCACUUUGUUGCGUCUUCAAAUACUUUGUAAAGGGUUCCCAUUCAUCUUUAAAGGGCAGUUUCAAUCCACUCAAACCUCGGUUGUCGAACGUAAUCCGUUCUGGAAGACCGUUCGACUUCUGAAAUGUUCGACAACUGAAAACUGAAAGCGGAAGCCUCAAUACAAUAGGGAAACUCAAAACGGAAGCAGCGUAGCAUGCUCAGCUUCCAAAAAUCGUUUGAAAACCGGAGCAGUUACUUCCAGGUUUUCAGCAUUCAGGAGCCGAAACAUUCCAAAACGGAGGCGUUUGGGAACCGAGGUUUGACUGUACCAGCCACUACUGAAGUUUUGCAGUGAUUUGGCUUUGCCUAAUUAACAGGUUCAGUUUCCAAAUUACUGGCCACCAAUCUUCCAUAAAAUUCCAUAGGUGUUUUGAUAGAUUUUCAUAUUUGUGCUACCACUAAUCAGGCAGCUGCGAAGAUAUUUUGAAUUAACCAAAGCAUUUCAUACGCACAUCAUUAGCAUAACCAGUGCACUUUUUAAAAAAAGGGGGGGGGAAGUGCCACUAUUCACCAUGAAGUUGUUACACACUUUUAACAUUUGGGGUGGAAAGGUGCUGGUACUGCGUACACUUGAGUAUCCCCCGGGGGGGGGGAAGCACUGAUAUAGCCCAAGAGCAUUGUUAAAGGGUCAGUAUUUGAUUCAUAUGAUGCAGGAUUCUUGAUUCAAUUCUGUCAACAAUGGUUUGUUCAGUUUCAGUUCCCUAAGAGCUAGAACGGAAGUGAUAUUUUGCGAAAUUCAGAUGGCACUAAAGUUUGCUUGGAAUUUGAAACCUGGAUUUCUGAGAUGUGAAAAGACCAAGGUUUGAAAUUUGACUGCUUUUAUUGGUUAGGCUAAAUGGACCCAUGGAGUUUGUAUAAAAUAUAUGAAAUUACAAAAGGCACAACUUCAACCAAACAGUAUAAAAUACUAACUGCUAUUGCAUGUCAGCUGCUGAACGCUGCCAAAUUUCGACAAUUGCAUUUUGUGGCCAACCAAAUGCCUAUGGGAAGCCCGUGAGAGGAAAAUGAGUGGAAGAGCACUGGGCCCACCUGCUAUUCCAAACAAUGGUAUUCAGAGGCAUAGUGCUUCUGACAGUGGAGGAAGCUUCUUCUUCUGUGGCGAUCACUUGUAGCUGAGUGAGAUUGUCUUCCAUGAACACUGUUUUAACAGUGAGUCCCUAAGUGACUGAGGAGGCCAAUUCUGGAUCCACACAUCCUUCCACAGUGGGGACAUAGCUUUCUGGGCGGGAGUUGAUCAUGGUGAGGGUUUGCCAAGCAUUCCUCCCUCUUAGCACAUUUCUCCCUUCCGUCCUGAGUUUGAGUGUCUUCAAAGUCCGUAACUCCUUCGGAAAAGGCUGUUCUCCAAUUGGAACGCCCGCAGGUCAGUGUUUCCCAAUUGUUGGUGUUUAUACUACUUUUUUUUAGAUUUGCUUUGAGUGAAUAUUUAAACCUCUUUUGUUGACCACCAGCAUUACGCUUUCCAUUUUUAAGUUCAAAAUAGAGUAGUUGCUUUGAAAGAUGAUAAUCAGGCAUCCGCACAACAUGACCAGUCCAACGAAGUUGAUGUUGAAGAAUCAUCACUUUGACACUGGUGAUCUUUGCUUCUUACAGUACACUGGAAUUAGUUUGCCUGUCUUCCCAAGUGAUGUGUAGAAUUUUUCAGAGACACCGUUGAUGGAAUCUUUCAAGGAGUUGGAGAUGGCGUUUAUAAGUGGUCCACGUUUCACAAGCAUACAGUAAGGUUGGUAGUACAAUGGCUUUGUAAACCAGCAGAGGCAUCAUGACUAGCAGUCAAUGAUUGCCUUCUUCUCCAUCAAUUUACCCAAUCCUCUUUUAAUGCCACCCAAUUUGGUGGCUAUCACUGCCUCCUGUGGGAAUGACUUCCAUUCCGGUUUUGCCUCCAUGGUCCUCCCUGUUGAAUACACAAGGCCAAGGCCAAGGCCAAGACUUAGAAGUAAGAAAAAAUGAUGGGCAAUCCUACCCCCUGAAUUGGUUGCAAUUACAAAGCCAGGCAGGUGAAUGGGUUGACUGAGAACUGACUAAGGUUGGUAAGGCAGUGCCCCAUUUACCUUAACUGGACUAGUCUCCCCUGAGCAAUACAGUGGUACCUUGGGUUACAGACACUUCAGGUUACAGACUCCACUAACCCAGAAAUAGUACCUCGGGUUAAGAACUUUGCUUCAGGAUGAGAACAGAAUUUGUGCUCCGGCGGUGCAGCAGCAGGAGGAGGCCCCAUUAGCUAAAGUGGUGCUUCAGGUUAAGAACAGUUUCAGGUUAAGAACGGACCUCCGGAACGAAUUAAGUACUUAACCCGAGGUACCACUGUAUUGCAAAGGCAAUCUAAAAGAAAGAGUCUAGCACCCUUCAUAACUUGCCCUACCUAGCUACACGUUGAAUAACCUUGUUGCAAUGUGUGUGUGUGAGAGAGAGAGAUACAAGUUAGUGGUAAAGCUAGCAAAAAUCAUCGUUCCUUCCUGCAGAUGCAACAAGGGAAACAGCUCAGUCUUUGAAUUCCUCACUGUAAUAAUGCCACAGCAGAGAGAAAAUAAUUUUUCCCUUAAAUGCUCUGCUUGAGACACAAUCUUGCAUUGUGACAUAUUCUAACAGGCUCCAGCGAUCGCAUUACAUAACGGGAUGCAAGCUAAUGAUCCAAGAUAAUAAGAGGGAAAAGCUGAAUAUAUUUGAAGAGGAAAAUGGAAAGGCACGGCUCGCAUAAACAUGAAGUAAGAAAUAAAUUUCCUAUAGUAUGAAAUGAAAGAGCUUGCAUAAACCAACAAGCUCGUGGAAAUGGUGCCCAGUGUACACUCUCUGAGUGCCUGUGCUUAUGUAGCCAGAAUUGCACCAUCCAUUCACAAAAGGAAAAAGACUUGGGGAAUGGGUAUUCCAAAGUUUUCAGAAAUACAGAAAAAACUUUAGAAAAAACUGUUAUGGGGCUUGGUUGGAGGACAUCCAAACAGUCUAAUUGUGGGAUAACCAGUCCCAUAUAACCAACAUGCUUCAGUCCAAUUAAUGCAUGAAAGGGUUAAUACCAUAGAGUAAGCUGUCCUGCCAGGCUUAGCUAUGUCACUCCCCUUACCAUCGUUGGAAAUAGGUAAACAAGCCUGUUUCCCCCCCACAAAUCUACCUGAGAAGCUCAGUGUGUGGAGAGGUUUGAGCUGGCUGCUCCAGCUCAACCGUAUGGCUCUCACCAGCCUCUUUUGAGUUCCUAUGCCAAUAAUCUAGGAAUUUUUACCACUAAGUUUUACUGCUUGUGCAACUUGUCUGACUGAGGUAUGUAAAAGCACAUGAACCAGACCUUUGAAGAGUUUGUAAGUAAUCUAAUUCUUAACUUACCAAACAUGUGGUCUUUUCCUAUGUUGGGAGAAAAGGGUAAUUUUGGAACUCACUCAAAAGGGCAUAUUUUAAAGGUCUAACAGCCUAUAUUUCCACACUUUGCUGCAUAUUUUGAACUUUAAAUCUCUGCUGGUGCUCCCUCAGCAAAGAGUACUUGCCCCAAACUUGGAUUUUACACCCACCCCAGUACCAAUGCAGACUGAGCACCCUCAGUGGGCACAGAAUGACAACCAAAGAAAAGACAGCAGGGAUUGAAAAGCAGAGAGGGCAAAUUAAAUGGAGUCACUUGGGAAAGGGGACCAAGAGGGAGAUAUGCAUAGGUAUAAAAAAGUUAGAGAGAACCAUCUCAUUGUUUGGAUAGGUCAUUUUGUGAUUCACUCUGAAAAGCUAUUUUUAAAUGUCCCCAGGGAUGGAAGUGAGAGUUCUACAGAGAAAACCAAUGGAGAAAUGCAGAUUUUUUUUUAAUGUAAGUGAAAUAUGAGCACUGACACUCCCUCAAAAAGAUAUAAGGGGGAGGGAACCUAAAAUGGAGUUAUGCCCCUCCUAAAUAGCCCAAUGAGGACUUAGAGUGUCCAGUGGGCACUAGAAAAAAAAUGACUCAGAAUUGAAAUAAAAAAUAUUCCAUCUUCACUUGUACCUCUGGCACAGUCAUGUUUAGGAGCAGGAAACCUAGGUCAUUGCUGUAAAUUACAGGAGGGGAGAGUGCUCUUGUGCUUGUGCCCUGAUUGCAAGUUUCUCAUAGGUUGGCCACCAUCAGAACAGGAUUCUGUACUGGACGGACCAUUGGCCUGAUCCAGUAGGCUCUUUUUACUGUCUUAUGUCCACUUCAAAAUCCACAGUCUGGCAGGUUCCAGGUGGUCUGAAGACUGCAUGCUGCCUCCGUUCUCCCCUCCAGAUACCUGUCCUUGAAAACUCAUAGCAAUCAGGAUAACGACAAUAACAAGGUGUACUUUGCCUGGUGUGUUUGACCAAUGACCAUUUGAGAUAGCCCCAUGGUUGUCCUGGAGGCCACAAAGUCCCUGUCAGGAGUGCGUGCAGGAGCCAGGCCCUGUGACCGGUUGGGCUUCGCAGGACUGGGGCCUUCCUAAGUUUGUUCUGAAGAGGCAAGGCACAGCCGCACAGGUGAGGCCGAUUGGUAACUCACAGCACCUGGUGGCAAGAGCUGGGAAGGGAUAUACAGUCAGCAUUUCCCUUUGGCUCUUCGCCAUAGCAGGGACGCGGGUGGCGCUGUGGGCUAAACCACAGAGCCUAGGACUUGCCGAUCAGAAGGUCGGCGGUUCGAAUCCCCGUGACGGGGUGAGCUCCUGUUGCUCAGUCCCUGCUCCUGCCAACCUAGCAGUUCGAAAGCACGUCAAAGUGCAAGUAGGUAAAUAGGUACCGCUCCGGCGGGAAGGUAAACGGCGUUUCCGUGCACUGCUCUGGUUCGCCAGAAGCGGUUUAGUCCUGCUGGCCACAUGACCCAGAAGCUGUACGCUGGCUCCCUCGGCCAACAAAGCGAGAUGAGCGCCACAACCCCAGAGUCGGUCACGACUGGACCUAAUGGUCAGGGGUCCCUUUACCUUUACCUUUACCUUUACCUUUGCCAUAUCAACACGCUUCCUGCCUUGCUGCGUUUGGCUUCUUGACUCCUAGUUUCCUGAUCCUUGGACCCUUGGCUUCCUGACUCCUGGUUUCCGGACUCUCAUUCCUGCUCCCACCCCUCCAUCUUGCCCCUGGUCCUGACGUCUUCCGCCAGGACUUUGACUGGACCGUGACAGUCCCAUUCUCCCUCCUUCCUGCUACCCCCAUUCUGUCUUCCUGCCGGGGUCGUUUAUUGUUUUCAGCAGAGCGUGUCCUGGAAACGGCAAGGCAUUAAUUGCAGGCCUGCCAAACUGUCAGCCUUUGGUCCUCAUCCUAUCUCAGCUAAAACACUUGCAGGGGGAAAUGUGCAAAUAGAGCAAGUUGCCUGAUAGCCAAUCAAUAUGAAAGGCUUUGCUACCUAGCUCACAUGGGAGUCCAGUGUUACACUCAGUGACAUGGCGCAUAACUUUGCGGCACGGCUGAGUCUGAUGCUGUUGACAUCUUUUUUCAGGCCAGUCUGACAGCUGGAAUUUGUCAGUCCUGCAAACUCUGAUCUAAAGAUCUUUUUGCUGGUUGUCGCAGGUGGGCAAAGUGCUGCUGCACUCAUGCGCAGCUUGUUGGUUUUCCAUAGGCAUCCGGUUGGCCACUGUGAGAACAGAAUGCUGGACUAAAUGAGCUAUGGGCCUGACCCACAGAGAUCCAGCAGACUCAUUUUAUGUCUCUCUCUCUGUGUGAGUGUUGGCCAUGAACUGCUUAAAAAAAGAUUAACACCACAAACCCUAACUGUGUCUACUCAGAAGUAAUCCUGUUGAAUUCACCAGGGCUUACUCUCACGUAAGUGAAAUUGCCCUGAUCAAAUAACUCCCCAAAUGCUGCCUGAACAGGGAGAGCAUGACUACAGCAGUCUACAGCAGUCUACAGCAGUCGAGGCAUUGCUAACGUCAAAACCAAAUUGCUGGAAUGCUGUUUACACGGGGCUCCCCUUGUGGUUGGGAGUGAACUGGGGAGUGUCCCAAAGACCAGAAAGAGAAGUAUGGAUGGCCACAUUUGGCCCCUAGUUCUGCAGUACAGCUAAGUACAGAUGAACAUCUCUCCAAAAUCACCCUUCUCCAUUUAAAGGACAUGAAGGUGGUCUAUUUAGGACUUGGAUGUUCAACAGGCAAACUCCAGUUAUCUGGAUCUCUCAUAUCUCCCUGCAUUGCUACAUGCUGAGUGCACUUUCUGUCCCUUAUUCCAAUAUCCUUUAUGACCUUCUGCAUCCUCGAGACCUUUAUCACCCGCAAAUUUCCUGUCUCAGAAGUGGAGAGGGAACAAGAUUUCUGAUCCGAGACUUGCUUCCAUUGCCAGUCAUAAGCAAUAGCUGUUAGUUAGAAGGGCAGAACUUGGAACGGGGCUUCUCCAUCUGUUUCACCCUUUUCAGCAGGGAUGUCACUGAAGUUUCUCACACCCACCUUUGUGAGGGUUUGCCCUGAAAGUUGGGCAGGACACAUUGCUGCCUGUGGCAAAGGACUAGAUAGCACCCUAAACCCACACAUGUACAGAAGUCCAGUUGUAUUGGAGUUCGGUUCUCAUUGCAGGGUUGCAUCCUGCAGCACACCAGAGAGCAUCCGACUGUCAUAAACCCUGCAAUGGCAUCAAGGUUGGGGUUGGAUUGGCAAGCGCCGGUGUAGAAGGAGGAAGAAACAGAGGAGGCCACUGAAUGGUGGGUACAUGGGUUGGAGGAAGGGCUGUCUCUCUCUUGUGUGUUCUGAUAUCCACUGCUAUGGAAGGGGGAAUAGGGAUGCUGACUCUUCCAUCCCCUGAACUUGCUGCGGAGUGGAGAACCACAGGGGAGGUUGGAGAAGGUGCAAUCAACUGAGUGGGGAAGCAGGAGGGCAUCAGCAAUAGAGGAGCCAGAACAGGAGGGUGCAGCCUGGUCAUUUAGAACCAGAUGCCACCUUCACCCACCCUUACACAGCACAUCCUUGCAAGUUUGACAUUCCCACAAGACGAGAGAGUCUUGUGAGUGAACACGUCAUGCCUUAAAAGCUUGGCAGGAGGAGCAGGGAAACUUGUUGGAACAUCCUCAUUGCUUUCCUCUAUUUCUUAACUUCUCCUGAGCUCCUGAAUUGUGAUUUCUGAGCCCAGUGUCUGUUGCUGAGCCUUUCCUCCCUAAGAAAAACCUCCUGAAAACACAUCAAUAUUCUAGUGCAAAUUUCACAUCCUUGUAUGCAAUUUUGUCUAGCAAAGCAAUUUCCCCUAAUAUAAUGCAUUCUUGUAUUUUAUUGUCAUGAUGAAAAUAUUUUAUUUUAUUCAAGAGUCUGUAUGCCCCAAACUGAAGCAAUGGAAAUAGAGGGAAUUGUUUUGCCAGGGCUCUCCAAUCCCAGUGCUUUUGGUGGGGGAAAAUGCUGAAGGAAAUAAAUACCGGUAGCUUUGAUUUCACAUGCUUCUUGCUUUUCUCCAAGUUCUGCCUCUGAGGGGCAUUAUAUAUAUAUGGAACUGUGGUGGAGCCAUUGAAGACUUUUCAUUUGCUUCCCUUCCAAAUUGAAACCAGUCCCUUUCCUUCCAAACCCUUCUGGAUCUUUUUCAUUUAUUCCCUUUGAUUUAAUAUUGCUGCUGUUUGUAUUUUGCUCCCUCCACACUCUUCUACCCCAUCCACACCCUUUCUUCCAAAUCACAGUCAUUUCUCAUUUAUUCUUUUUGAUUUCAACUUGCUGCUGUUUGCAUUUUUGAGUUGGAGCGUCUUAAGUGUUGCUUGCAUAUUCUUAGCAGAGGCAGUGGAUCCCAUCCCCAUUGAACAGUUCUAGUCUCAGGAGCUUGUUUUAUGGUCAGUGUGUGUAGUCUGUUUUAUACAGCCUCUCUCCAAAAUGAUUUUAUUCCACCAUUGUCUUGCACUAUUAAAUUUUUACUACUUUUCUUUCUUCUUCUUCUUCUUCUUCUUCUUCUUCUUCUUCUUCUUCUUCUUCUUCUUCUUCUUCUUCUUCUUCUCUUCCUCCUCCUCCUCUCUUGGUUCUCCCCCCUGCAAUACAAUAACCAAGUGACAGAGUUCUGCACUAGCUGCAGCUUCCAGACCAUAUUCAAGGAUAGCCCUAUGUAGAGUUCAUUGCAGUAAUCUAUUUCUCUCCCCCCCCUAUAAUUUUAUUAAUUUUCUGUUUCACAUUUUAGAAUAUUCAUUGAAACAACCUUAAAAUAUCACAUGGCGCCAGCCCACUCAAGUGCGGGGGCAAGCCGCCAUGCCUGAGUUCUCGGCUGGAUCUAGACACAUUAAAAAAAAUUAAAAUAUCAGGAAAAUGCGUUGGAAAGCUCCUAAUGGGAAUCACGUUGCCGAAGGAUCGAACUCUACAGUGCCAUCUGGUUUCACAGUGUUAUAACUCAUGUAAAACACUUUUUUAAAAAAACUAAUAUAGCUGAGUCCCUAGUGUUAUGAGAGAAGGAGGAAACCUUUUCUCUGUCCACUUUCUCUCAGCCGUGCCUAAUCUUAUAAACUUCUAUCAUGUCCCCUCUUACUUGCCCUUUCUCCAAACUAAAACACUCCAAAUGUUGUAACUUUUCCACAUCGGGGAUUGGCUUCUUCCCCUUGAUCAUUUUGGUUGUCCUUUCCUGAACGCUUUCCAACUUUACAGUUUCCUUUUUGAGGUUGUGUGUGUGUGUGUGUGUGUGUGUGUGUGUGCAUCUCCAUUAUCCCUGUCCUGAAUGGAGAUUAGCUCAAUGCAAGGAGAGUAUUUUAGAAGCAGCACUUGAGUGACAGUUUGCUGGCUGGUCAAAGGCCCUACCUUUGCCAAAACCCAGGUACCCUCUGAAGCUUGUCACAGUGACCUACAUAUUCACUUACAUCUUGCAAAUGCUGAAAUGCUUGCAGUACAAUGCUGCUUGCAAACAGUGGGCCAUAUGGAAACAGUACCAUGGAACAACCUAUCAAGAAAAAGAUGGAAAUUAGGGUAGACUUGAGGACAGUUAUUUCCUUUGGUGGAUGAAAGGAAGAAAACAAAACUGAUGGCUGGCAGCUGUAUAUACUCAUUACGGACAUAAGAAGAGUCCUGAUGGCUCCCACCAAAGAAUGUGAAAUGUGUGUCAAGGAUAAAGGGAACCUGUGGAACCUCCCGCUGUUGUUGGACUACAACUCCCAUCAUCCAACAACCGUUUGGCCAUGGGAGUUGAAGUUCUCGAGGGCUUUAGCUCCCCUGCCGCUGCCGUAGACCAUACAGCUUGGGUAGGCAAAGUAAGGCCCGGGGGCUGGAUCCAGCCGAAUCGCCCUCUCAAUCCAGCCCGCAGACGGUCCGGGAAUCAGUGUGUUUUUACGUGAGUAGAAUGUGUCCUUUUAUUUAAAAUGCAUCUCUGGGUUAUUUGUGGGGCAUAGGAAUUCGUUCAUAUAUCUUUCCAAAAUAUAGCCCGGCCCCCCACAAGGUCUGAGGGACAAUGGACCGGCCCCUUCUGAAAAAGUUUGCUGACCCCUGCCAUACAGAGCUGGACAGGUCAAUGGUGUAACCAGGUACAAGACUGAUUCCUCUGACAUGGUUUUCCCUAUGCUGCUAUUGGCCAAUUGUAAGGGGGAGAGAAGUUUCCUUCUCAGCCAUAGGAGGAGACGAAACAACUGAAAAAAAGCGAAACUCUAUACUACUGGAAUUUGGUCUACUAGGGCAAAUGGGGCAUGGCACCACCAACCCCAGCUAGCCUUCAACUACCCCCCAUGUACCUGCCUUCCUGUUUAUGAAUCCAAUGAGUAGCUCUGCCUGCAAGCUUCCUCCUCCUUAGGCCACGUUCACAGUAGUGCUAUGAAACCACUUGAAACAAUCAUGGCUUCCCCCAAUGAAUUCUGGGAGCUGUUGUCUGUUAAGGAUGCCAAGAGUUGUAAUUCCCCUCACAGAACUACAAUUCCCCAUGAAGGGGCUAAACAGCAUCUUAAAAAGCAGAGACAUCACCUUGCCAACAAAGGUCCGUAUAGUUAAAGCUAUGGUUUUUCCAGUAGUGAUAUAUGGAAGUGAGAUCUGGACCAUAAAAAAGGCUGAUCGCCGAAGAAUUGAUGCUUUUGAAUUAUGGUGCUGGAGGAGACUCUUGAGAGUCCCAUGGACUGCAAGAAGAUCAAACGUAUCCAUUCUUAAGGAAAUCAGCCCUGAGUGCUCCCUGGAAGGACAGAUCCUGAAGCUGAGGCUUCAAUACUUUGGCCACCUCAUGAGAAGAGAAGACUCCCUGGAAAAGAUCCUGAUGUUGGGAAAGAUGGAGGGCACAAGGAGAAGGGGACGGCAGAGGACGAGAUGGGUGGGCAGUGUUCUCGAAGCUACCAGCAUGAGUUUGACCAAACUGCGGGAGGCCGUGGAAGAUAGGAGGGCCUGGCGUGCUCUGGUCCAUGGGGCCACAAAGAGUCAGACACGACUAAAUGACUAAGCAACAACAACAACAACAUGAACAGCCAAUCACGUGAGGUCCAUUGUGUAAAUAAUGUAUAUAAAGCAGACAUUCUGGGAGAAAUUCCAUUCCUCCUCACCACUAUGAGCUGAAUAAAGAGCAUGAAAUCCACGCCCGACUCUGAGUAUAUUUCAGUUGUUUAAAUGAAUAUUCUAAAUUGUAAAACAGAAAAUGUAUCUAUCUAUCUAUCAUCUAUCUAUCAUCUAUCUAUCUAUCUAUCUAUCUAUCUAUCUAUCUAUCUAUCUAAGAAUGAGAACACCAUACCUCCAGGUUUGCCAGAAGGACCUCACACCUGCCAGUCACCAAAUUUCCAGUGUGUUGAUGCUCCAUCUGAUGGGCAGACCUCUUGCCUGGUUUCUGAAGUGCUCAGAGCUAUAGGCUUUGCUCAUAAUGAGCCAUGGCACUGAUAUAGAGCUGUUGGCACAACUUUGCUCAAGCUCUCUCUCCCUCUCGCUCUUGGCAACCUAUCCCUGGCUGCCACAGCCCUCCCAGAUGCUAUCAGCAGCCUGUUGUCCAUCUCUUGCUCCAACAAACUGUCACCGUCUGAAUGCCAAGGCAGGUGCGGAGCUGUGGUUACGGCAGGUGGUGGCACCUGUGCCCAUUCAAGGCACGAAACCAAGACAACCUGCCUUCCCACCGUGAGAGAGGACCAUUCACCUGGCAGGUAGCGACGCCUCCAAAAUCACCCACAUAUCAAUUCCUCCUUCAGUUUUGCAGUUCUUGGUUACCUGGCCUUGCUUCUGAAAUAGAACUGAUGUUUUGGGGGAUUUUGUGUUGUUCUGGGUCUGUCAUGCUUCUGCGGUUAGUACAGAGCAUCACUCAGGCUCAGUUUAGCUCCUUGCCUUUCCCCCUGCUCUGCACCACUGAUGCAUGUACACAGGUUGAUCAAAAUGCUUCAAUGGCACAGUUUAAAUCCAACACUGUGCUGAGUGGGGCUGAUCACAGUUGGAGUUACUGGGGUGGCCAACUCCCAAGAGACUGCGAUCUACUCACAGAGUUAAAAACUGGCAGUGAUCUACCCCCCUUUUUUAGGGGGGGGGUUCAGGUCAAAGUUGCUGAGCUGUUUUUAGGAAGGAGUAAGGCCCAUUUUUAGGGGUUCAGGUCAAAGUUGUUGAGCUGUUUUUAGGCAGGAGUAAGGCCCGUUUUUGGGGGUUCAGGUCAAAGUUGUUGAGCUGUUUUUAGGAAGGAGUAAGACCCAUUUUUAGGGGUUCAGGUCAAAGUUGAUGGAGGAGCAAAAGCUGUUAAGCUUCUUUUGGGGGGAGCCACUGAUCUACCACUGAUCUACCACAGACGUCCAGUGAUCUACCAGUAGAUCACGAUCUACCAGUACAGCAACAUCUAGAGAACCACUGCUUCUCCAUCCCUGCUUUAACCACGACACCCAGGACUGGCUCAAGGGACUUCGCUGCCUAAGGCAGCGUGUGCCCCACCUGCAAGACAAGAUGCACAGUCCCCCAAACUGGCCAAGUUAUUUUCCAUAGAAUCAUAGAAUUGCAGAGUUGGAAGGGACCCCGAGGAUCAUCUAGUCCAACCCACUGCAAUGCAGGAAUAUGCAGUCAUCCCAUUCGGGGAUCGAACCUGCAGCCUUGGCAUUAUCAGCACCAUGUGCUAACCAACUGAGCUAUCCAGGCCCCCAAAGCAGGAAAUCCCACAAGUGCCUUUCCAUGGGAGUAAAAUUGCAACACUAAUAAAUUUAAUAACCAAUAAUUUGCUGCCCUUUCGUGACAUCUAAAAUCAGCUGCUUGAGGCAGCCUCCUCACUCUGCCUUACAGCAGGGCCGGCCCUGGCUACACCAGGAUUCAACAGGGCUUACUUCCAAGCAAGUGGGGUUAGGAUUGCAGCUUUAUCUUCCAGCUUUUACACAUCCGGGAUAUUUUUAUUGCAGUUCUCAGCUCAAGAAAUAAAUCACAAUGAGGAAAAUGAACCCAAAGAUAUGCAUUUAAAUGCAAUUUUUUAUGCAGAUUCUUUUUUUUAAAGAUGAGAGGAGGUACAUUCAAAAAUGCUUAUUUAAAUGCAAAUUUCCAUGCAGUUUUUUUAAAAAUAUAUAUUAAAAAUGUAAAUCAAUGGAGGAAUGGAAUGAAAUGUACUUAUGAAUGACUAUAGACUGGAAAUAGAUUGAUUUGUCCAAAUUCAAUUAAGACUGAAGGAACAAUUUCUUGAGUUUCUGUUUGGAGGCUGUAGGAAUGGCUGAGUGAUUUUUGUGACAUAAAUGUAUGAGUGUAAUAUCUUCUGUGGGUUUUCCAGGUCGGCAUUCAGCAAAGCAAGCUCCCCUGGAUGGUGCAAAGAUCAUCUGAGGGCAGGAAAAAAUGUUAGCUGGGUGACCCUGAAAAAGAGGAGCCGAGAGGCAGAGAGAGCCUUGCACUUUCUGAGGCACAAUGGGAAAUGGGAUUAUUUGUUCUGCUGUUGCUGUUGAUUGCAGCGAAAGGGAGAAACCAAGAUUAAUUUCAUCGGCUGACAUUUUGCAGCCCUGCCAGGAAAGUAUAUUACCCAGAGAUGUUGCCUAACAAAGCUAGUGCGGUGUGGCCAACUGUGAGUGAAAGCUUUAUGAAAACAACUUGAAGGAUCGGUAGAGGAAUCUGAAAUUAGAUGCGUUUGUCACAGCUCCCGACAAAGCGCCUGGUGUUGCGACUUUCCCUGCCUGUCACAACUGAGGUGACAAAAGCACAUUCCGGCGGUGGCUGCAACUGAUCUCUGGCUGGCAGAGUUGUGCUCUUUGACGUUGCACAUGCACAACAUCUUUGUGAUUGCAAACAAGUGAUUGCUUCUACAGGUAUUUAACUGUUUUCAGGGGACACAGGUGGCACUGUGGGGACAUGGGUAGCGCUGUGGUCUAAACCACUGAGCCUAGGGCUUGCCGAUAAGAAGGUUGGCAGUUCAAAUCCCUGCAAUGGGAUGAGCUCCCAUUGCUCAGUCCCUGCUCCUGCCAACCUAGCAGUUUGAAAGCACACCAGUGCAAGUAGAUAAAUAGGUACCGCUCUGGUGGGAAGGUAAACGGCGUUUCUGUGAACUGCUCUGGUUUUGCCAGAAGCGGCUUAGUCAUGCUGGCCACAUGACCCAGAAAAACUGUCUGCGGACAAACGUCGGCUCCCUCGGCCAGUAAAGUGAGAUGAGUACUGCAACCCCAGAGUCGUUCGUGACUGGACUUAACAGUCAGGAGUCCUUUAUCUUUUUAACCAUUUUCAGAAGAUUAUUUUAAACUUUUUAAGAAGUUUUAAUUGCAUUGCUUAAGUAUUAACAAGUUUGCCGCUCUGGGCUCCUUUGAUGGAAGGGUGGGAUAGAAAUGUAAAUGAUAUUUAUAACAUAGAUUAUAGUGAGGGACAUAGGCACUGAGUCAGGAGAGGUGCGAGAUCCCUUUGUCCCCCCAAUAAAAUAUUUGUGUCCCCUCCCCAAAUUACUGGGUGUUAAGUUGUGGGUGAACAUAUCAGACGACACAGGGAUUCUUCAGACAGUUCUUUUUUCUUCACAGGCCAGAACAGAACUGAACUGAAGGGUUCAGCCAACCUGCUUAUAUAGAGCUCAACUACAAAGCAACAGUAACAACUUUCUGUAACUAUCCAAUCACUGAAGGUCACUUUCAAUUCCUUGUUUGCAUAUGCGGACCUGAGUGAAAACUAUCUACAGUAUCCCCCUGCUGGCCCAGGGUGAGACUUUAGUACAUAACACUGGACAUUGCCGUUCAAGUGGUAUUCAUGUUACACAUCUUGUGAUCUAUUAUUUGGGACUGGGCUUACCAGGCCCCCUUCUCGGGGGGGGGGUAGUACCCAUCAUUCCUCCUCAGUCCAGCCCCUGACAGUAGAUUACUUGUAGGGAUGGGCUGCAGUUUGUUUGAAGAGCUUCUGCUGUGCAUGCAGAAGGUCCCAGAUUCAAUCCCUGCCGUUUCAAGGUAGAGCUGGGAGAGAUCCCUCUCUGAAAUCCUGGAGAGACACCACUAGUCAGUGUAAACAAUCCUGAGCUAGAUAGGCCAAUGUCAUAAUUCAAUAUAAAGCAGCUCCUUGCAUUUUCAGUCCUACUUCACAUUUUUCCUGGUCGAGUUUUUGAUACUCCCCCAUAUAUUAUCGCUGAUUGCUUUGCCUGCAAGUAAAAACAGGCAAACAAACAAAAUCUCACCUCUCUCCAGUGGCAAUAAGUUUGUUUUAAACAUCUUUAAAUGCUAUUGUAUGCCGCUGCAAAUCACUUGUCAUAGCCGCUCAGGAAAGCUAACAAGUUGCUGUUUUGCUGAGAAGGGGUUUCUCAGCUGUGUAAAUCAGAUUAAUAAAGUGAGUUUUGUGCAAUUCCAACUCUUCCUGGGGCGGCUGGAGGCUUGUCUGAAAUAUGUGCGUUGUGUUUUUCCAGCUCUGCUAGCUCUUCGGGGCCAUUCAGUAGGAUGGAUGGAUCAGACUGUCAGUUCUGCAUGUAUUCAUUCAUAAAUCCAUUUCAUCUGCCCCACUGAUCACUGGCAUGUUGUUUCUUUUCUCAUUCACUGAUGGCAUAUGAUCAGGGAGGAAAACAUGGAAGUAAAAAUGUGGGAAAGAGAAGAAAAUGAAGUUCACCUUAAUCAAGAAAAGUUCAAGCUGGAGAGCAGCCCCGUGACAGAAAGCCAUGAAGUGAGGAGUUCCCUGGACUGUGGAGAGAGCAACAACAACAACAUAAGCCCCUGCUAUUUUUGUGUUUAAACGGCUUGUGCUAUUCCGCACCGGUGCUUGCAAAGGAAAAGAGUGUGCAAUAUGGCAUUAGGGCUGCAAGGCAAGGUUUGCUGGAUUAAUCUCCUAAAUGAGUCCAGAAAGAGUAGGGUAAUCUUUUCCUGGCUCCUUUUCAUCAUCUAAGCUCUCCUCUCUGCUGUUGUCAACACCGUGCUUCUCCUCCCCCCCCCAACAUACUGCACAACACAACACAAUAGAGGCAAACGAUUGCCUUGUCGCUGCAGCAUUUUCUACUGGGCUUUGAGAAUUCUUGGUGCAUGUUGUUAAUGCUUAAUGGAAGGACUGGUAGAUCUACCAUUCAUGGCCUGUUUCCUGUCCUAUAUGAAAACCCAGAAGGUCAAAAAAUUGGGACCUAAGAAACCCAGUUUUUUGGUGUGCUUUAAAUAGGGUGUAUGCAAUUUACACUUAAGGGACAUAGGUGGCACUGUGGGUUAAACAACAGAGCCUAGGGCUUGCCGAUCAGAAGGUCGGCGGUUCGAAUCCCCGCGACGGGGUGAGCUCCUGUUGCUCGGUCCCUGCUCCUGCCAACCUAGCAGUUCAAAAGCACGUCAAAAGUGCAAGUAGAUAAAUAGGUAUCGCUCCGGUGGGAAGGUAAACGGCGUUUCCGUGCGCUGCUCUGGUUCACCAGAAGCGGCUUAGUCAUGCUAGCCACAUGACCCGGAAGCUGUACACCAGCUCCCUUGGCCAAUAAAGCGAGAUGAGCGCCGCAACCCCAGAGUCGGUCACGACUGGACCUAAUGGUCAGGGGUCCCUUUAAUUUACACUUGGAGGGGGGAAGACUCGCACCCACUCACUCUGCUCCAUCAUUGCAACAGCCCACUAGAUUUGCCCCAACAUGGGUGUAGUCAGCAUGUCUGAAAAGGCACGACAAAGGCAGAUGCUAGAGAUGGCCUCAUUUGUCGGUUACAAUGUCCAUCAAUUUCAGUUCUCCACAUUAUCACAGCAGCUUGCGAUUUUCUUUAGACGUCCCUUGUGAAAAUGUACCGGCAUUUUAGUGUGAAUGGACACAUUUUUGCAGGCAAUUUUAAAUAAAAACACUUUUUUUUUGCAAGCCAUUCCCCCUAAUGUAUGGUAUUUUCAUCAAUAUGCACACUUUUAUGAGCACUUCUGCCUAGCAUUUUCAGACACACUGUUUGGUUGGAUAACAGCAUUGCAAAAUUUUGGACAAGUGUGAAUUUCGAGGAGAACGGUGCUGUGUAUUUGCUUCAAGAAGUAGGACUGGUAGCCUCUCAUCAGAAUGCAAACAGAAUUGAACCUCUGUCAUCUCAACACACAGCUGCAUGUAUACAGAGAUGCUUCAUGUGGUCAGGAAAUUCAGAGUGUGCAGAGUUCCCAACCUCAUGGAACAUCCGUGCAAGUCUGGCAGAGGUGAGCUGAAAUUGUUGCCUCAGCCAUAGGGAAGAAUUGAGGGUGGCUGUUUUGGUUUAUUGAGGGGGUCAGGGAUCACACUGCUCUACACACUGAGAAGAAAGAACAGCAGACAGGCAGAUCUGUUGCUGAUGUGGCAGGUUUAGGGAACCCUCCUAUACACAUAAAGUCAGCAUUAAGCAGACCAGUGUGUGUUAAGCAGGUGUAAGGGGAGCGGGUGGCGCUGUGGUCUAAACCACUGAGCCUCUUGGGCUUGCUGAUCGGAAGGUCGGCAGUUCGAAUCUGCACGACGGGGUCAGCUCCCAUUGCUGUUUCCCAGCACCUGCCAACCUAGCAGUUCGAAAGCACACCGGUGCAAGUAGAUAAACAGGUACCGCUGUGGCGGGAAGGUAAACGGCAUUUCCAUGCGCUGUGGCUUGUGUCAUGGUGAUCUGUUGGACCAGAAGCAGUUUUGUCAUGCUGGCCACAUGACCCAGAAAGCUGUCCGUGGACAAACACCGGCUCCCUUGGCCUGAAAGUGAAUGAGCGUCGCAACUUAACCAUCUAGGGGUUCUUUACCUUUACCUUUUUUCAGGUUACACCAGAAUAAGAAUUAGCCUUAUAAAGCCAAAAAAUACAAAUACAAAUUAACACAUAACACUUCAGAACAAUUUAAAACAACCCCUCCCAAUAAAUAACACCCAUUCAUAAGAGCUAUUUGAAAAGAUAAAGCAAUCUGGGUAAAAGAGAUUUGGGAAAUAGUUCAUAAUGAAUUGAAAAAAAAUGUUUAAGAGUACUUCCCCCCCCCCAAAAAAAACACACCAGAGUUCCUUUAGUUGGGGAUAAUUCAAACAGAAAUUCCCAGGUGUCGAAAAAGGUUAUUUAUGUAUGCCACUACUGUGGCCCUUGUUUUCUUAGCCCCAAAAUGGAAAAUGAGUGAGGUCCCAACUAAAGAAGAAUGGCAACUUAAGCUGAUGGAAUAUGCGCAGCUUGUGGACUUAACAUAUAGAAUAAGAGAACAAGAAGAACAUAAGUUUAAAGAGGAUUAGAAAAUGUUUAUUAAAUAUAUGGGGGGAAUUGUGUACACUUGAAAAUGUGGGUAGCAUUAAGAUAAACUCAACAGCGUAGACAAGUUUUGAUCAAUGUAAUAAUGGAAUACUGAAUGGUUUAGUUUAUGUAAAAUAUGCAGGGAUUUAUGGUAUGCAAAAUGAACCAUGGAAAGAGAAUGAAAGUCACUGAUAUUGUAAGGAUGUUUAAAUAAGUAUUUAGAACUGUAAAACAGAAACUAUAAUAAAAGUUAUGUAUAAAAAAGUAAAGAAAAGAUAAAGCAAUCAGAGCAGUUGUACAUCUUACGAAACCGUAGCCCUGUUCACACAUGAAGGCUCUUCUCCAUACAUCAAAUACAGAUGUGGAUGCCAGAAGACAGUGGCUUCCACGUCCAGCACUGUGCAUCAACAUCUGGAAUGGGUGUGGAAGGACCCUCUCCUAUACAGAAGGCCUAUCCAGCUCUUAGGAAACAUACAAAGCUUCCUUACACUGAAGUCAGACCGAUAGCCCAGCAUUGUCUGCACUGAUUGGCAGCUGGUUUCUGGGGUUUCAGAGAAGAGUCUACCUGGAGAUGCCAGGGAUUGAACCAGACAUCUUCUGGAUGAAAAGCAGAUGUUCCAUCAGUGAGCUACACUAGGCUACAGCCCUUCCUUCCCUUUCAAGAACCAUUCCUGUCCAAGAACUUACCAUGAACCUUGUUCUCUUAGAAUGGCAAUGGUGCCCACCUGAGAGGUGCCGGAACUGAGUUCUGGUGAGUUCCAGCUAAAAAAAAAGUGGUUCUUCUCAUGAGUCAGUGGGAUGUCAGUUAAGCUUCUUAAAUCCUAGUGACUUCAGGCAGAGCACCCUUUAGCAUAUGGGUAGGCAAACUAAGGCCCAGGGACUGGAUCAGACCCAAUUGCCUUCUAAAUCCGGCCCGCAGACGGUCCAGGAAUCAGCGUGUUUUUACACGAGUAGAAUGUGUGCUUUUAUUUAAAAUGCAUCUCUGGGUUAUUUGUGAGGCAUAGGAAUUCGUUCAUUCCCCCUCCCCUCCAAAAUAUAGUCCGGCCCCCCACAAUGUCUGAGGGACAGUGGACCGGCCCCCUGCUGAAAAAGUCUGCUGACCCCAGCUUAGCUGAAAUAGAUUAUUAUGAGCUGAUUUACCCCAUCAAUUUCCAAAUGUCUAGCUAAAUUUAAGGAUGUUGACUUUAUGUAUUCCAGAUUAUUGCUAUUUAUCUAUUAACUAUGAGUACGGUCUCAGCUUCCACUCUUUUGACAUCUUCUGCACAUGGCUAUUUGACAUCUUUUGGAACAAUAAUAUUAAAAUUCCAGUACCAUAGCAACUGGAAAUGCUGGUCAUGAAUUAUUCCAUUAUGAUGAACAAAAGAUCAUCGGGAUCACUUCCAGAGCUAUCUUUCUCCGCUGUUAACCUGUUUUAUGGUUCUGUAGCACCAAGAGCAAAGACUCUUCCCCGCUUGUCAUUUAGGAGAUGAACUUGGCAGACUCUCUGCAACAGCCGUGAGGUAAUGGAUAAUGUGCCACUCUGUGCGAUUUUAUUCUGUAUGGUUGGGUAAAAGUGAAUGCUUUUUCGGCAGAUGAUGUAAUCAAAUCAGGAUAUCUCUCUUAUGAACAUCAGUCAAUAGUGCCAGAAGAGCUUAGCUAAUGUAGGUCUACAGGGACAUCUCUUGUCCCAGAGGAGGUAAGAAUACUCUUGCUCAAUUUGAUAUCUCCAGAAAUUUAUCCUCUGUACGAUCAAAGAACUACAUUUUUCAUACAAACCAGACCUGGAACGCCCACAUGGGAGGCAAGGGCGUAGCCAGGAUUCAUGUUAGGGGGCAGGCAGGACACCCACCUGUCAUCAUCCUGUGUCUGGCUCUGUCUAGCAGAUUCGGAAUGAAAUGUCUCAACACCAGUUGCUUUAAAUUGCUUUCUUUUGAUCCCAAGUGCUCAGAAGAAUCUGCGGAAAUCUUCAGCCAUUUGAAAACCAGCAAGUUAAAUUAAAAAAUAACACCAGGGAGUACCUUUUAAGCAGUUAAUGAGUAAAUUUUGCAAAAUUUCAUCUUAUUUUCUUUUUUAAAUUAACUAAACUAAAACGAGUUUUCUUGGAUUUGCUGAAAACCAUCCAACCUCUGCUUAAAAGCCCCCAAGGAAGGAGAGUCCACCACUGUCCCAGAGAGUCUUACCAUCAGAAAGUUCUUCCUAAUGUUUAGUCCAAAUCUCCUCUCCUGCCCUCCCCUCUGAAGCAGCAGAAAACAAGCUUGCUCCCUCUUGCAGCCUUCAGCUAUUGGAAGAUGGCUCUCCUCUCAGUCUCCUCUUCUCCAGGUUAAACAUACCCACCUGCCUCAACUGUUCCUCAUAUGGCUUGGUUUCCAACUGCCUCAACCAUUCCUCAUCAGGCUUGGUUUCCAACUGUCUCAACUGUUCCUCAUCAGGCUUGGUUUCCAGACCCUUCAUCAUCCUGGCUGCCCUCCUCUGCUCACCUUCCAGCUGCUCAAUAUCCUUCUUCAACUAGCCUGCACUGACUGGCAGCAGCUCUCCAGGGUUUCGGAUGGGGGGGGGGACAUUCCCAGCCCCUCCCCCCGGAGAUACUGACCAGGACAGAAGACCUGUAUGCAAAACAGAUGGUCCAAUCCAGUGCUAUGGAGACGCCUAGCCUGCCUUGAAGGAUGUGGGGAUGGUCUCCCUUUGGAAACGGGACCGCAGGAAGAAGGAUGUGAAAUGCUGACGUGAAUCUGACCAGAGAAGAUGCGGCCCAGCUGCAGGCGUAUCACCAGAUGCCUCCAAGUUCUGACUGUGCAGCAUCACCUCUCAGGAGGGGCCAGGGCCAGAUGAGGGGGUUGCCACGGUGACAAGGACCUGCCCUCCUUUGUGACAUCUCUUCCUUCUCCCUUAAAAGCCAGAGACUUGCAGGAGGCCAUUGUGGGUUAGUAGUGAGGCGAGUUGAGUAAUAGAGAGAGGUGGUGGUGGUGGUUGGAGAUGAUAAAGAGAGGUGUUCUUUGAUGGUUAUUUUGAUUUUGAUUUAAUUUACUUAAUUCGUUCUGGAGGUCCAUUCUUAACCUGAAACUGUUCUUAACCUGAGGCACCACUUUAGCUAAUGGGGCCUCCUGCUGCCGCGGCGCUGCCACUGUACAAUUUCUGUUCUCAUCCUGAAGCAAAGUUCUUAACCCGAUGCACUAUUUCCGGGUUAGCAGAGUCUGUAACCUGAAGCGUAUGUAACCUGAAGCGUCUGUAACCCGAGGUACCACUGUAUUACUUUUAUUUGAUUUAUUUGAUUUUAUUAAUUUUUAUUUUUUUAUUUUACUUUUUUAUUUUAACACUUUUAUUUUACUUUUUUAUUUUACUUUUUGUUCUCUAUUUACAUAAUUUUUAUUUUACAUUUUGUGGACAUUUGUGCACAUUUGUGUAUAUAUUUUGUAUAUAUUUAUUUUGUGCAUAGAGGAGUAGUUAAGGGUAGGGUUAGGCUUAGGCUUAGGGCUGGGGUUGGGGUCAGAGUUAGGCUUGGGUGGGCACUUUAGAUAGUUAGCUAGUUUAGAGAGGAGAGUGGAGAUUUUUUGUGAACAAAAUGUGCAGACUGUAAGUAGCAUUCCUUUGCUUUCUCUUGGUCUCCUGGGGGGGGGGGAGCGUGAGUCCUGGGAUCCUCUGUACAGCCUUAGCUCUCUUGAAAUCGACCCGGCCAGUCUUCUCCAGAGAGCUCAGCUCCUCCACACUCUUCCCCUGCCUUCCCCUUUUCUAUCCCCUCUCAUCAUUUACAUUUACUAGGACAUUCCUAGCUCACUUUCCUCCCAGGAGCUCAAGGUGGCCUUCAUGGUUCUCUCUGCCACCAACUGUUAUCUUCACAGCAGCCCUGCAAAGUAGGCUAGGCUGGCCCAAGGUCCACUAGGGAGCUUCAUGGCUGAGUAGGGAUUCGAACCCUGCUCUCUCAGGUCCUCCUAGUCCAGCCCUCUAACCAUUACACUUCUGUCUGGCUCCAUUUUGCAUCUCUCCAGCUGCCCUAUGACAUCGGCCUUCUCCCCCUUCCUGGGGGUCUCUCUGGCUUCAAGAAAGACUCCACCACCUUCUUCAUGUUCUGCUCCUCUUCUGGGACACCUUGAUGCUUGGAGAACCCUCCUAGGGGUCUCCCUCUGUUAAAUGUUCGGGAAAUGUCAGAAGCCCAAGGCAGUAUAAGUUCCUCAACUACGUUUAUUCAACAUUUGUCAGUGACAACAGCUCACUCAUAGGAAAACAAGAACCGAACUGACUGGACAACACAAUAAUAAUGCCGAGCAUGAACUGACCGUUGACAGUUGACAGUUGGAAGUGCAUGCGCUUACUUGCUCUACCAACUUACUCUACCAGUACUCUACUCUACUUACUCUACCAACGCUUAUACGAUUGGUUAGAAUGUGCCUUGUAACAUAAAAUGUGUUAAACCCAAUACAUAACACCCUCCUUCUCCUGGAAGGGUAAGGUAAAGGGACCCCAGACCAUUAGGUCCAGUCGUGGCCGACUCUGGGGUUGCGGCGCUCAUCUCGCUUUAUUGGCCGAGGGAGCUGGCAUACAGCUUCCGGGUCAUGUGGCCAGCAUGACUAAGCCGCUUCUGGUGAACCAGAGCAGCGCACGGAAACGCCGUUUACAUUCCCGCCGGAGUGGUACCUAUUUAUCUACUUGCACUUUGACAUGCUUUCGAACUGCUAGGUUGGCAGGAGCAGGGACCGAGCAACGGGAGCUCACCCCAUCGCGGGGAUUCGAACUGCUGACCUUCUGAUCAGCAAGCCCUAGGCUCUGUGGUUUAACCCACAGCGCCACCCACGUCCCUUUCUCCGUAGGUCUGUCCUAAGAAGACGAGGCAGAGCAGCCCUUUAACAGCUGGCAAUGCUUCUCUUUUCUUUGGGCUGGAGCUCUUGAACCCAUAGCACUUGGGGCCUCCUUUCUCUCUCUGCCAGCCCUUCAUGCUCUGGGCUGCCUCUUUCCUCUUUCAGGUCUCUUUCAGGUCACUGAACUGCAGAGAGAUGGAAGGAAUUGGGCCAGCCGCCCCUCCUCAAACACAAACACCCCCCAAGAAUUGGGGCUGCCAGCUUCUGAGUCGGUCUCUCUGCUCGUCUCUUCUAGGUUCAGGUGCUUAAGAUGCCUGAUCGGCCGCAGCAACAGAGUGGACCCCCCGCAAGGCCCGGAGCAGCCGGUGGCGUCAGGUGAGCAAGUGGCCCUUCUUUUUGGGACAGAGGAAGGCAGGAAUGGGCUAGGGGAGCAGCUAGUCAAAAGAUGCACAGAGCCAGAUGACUGGAUCCGACCCAAGGUCCAUCUGGGCCAGCAUCUGGAAACCCAACCACCCCGUUUUGUGGGGUCCGAUGGAGGAAGCAGGGGGCUGGGCUGCAGGGCAAGGUGGGGGGCAGUUGUCAGCGAGAGGGGCCCCUUCCCUGGGGAGCCAUGUUUUGGGGGCAGGAGGCCCUGAUUGGCUCCCAAGGCCUGGGGUGUCCCUCCCCUGUAGUAGGACUUGGAAUCCAGGAGAAAACUCUUGGAAUAGCAUUGCCAGGGGCUCGGGGAUGAACACAUCGCACAGCUCGUACUCUCCCCUGCCUGCUCCUUCAGCCAGAAGCGGGGGCAAUGGCACAUGGGCAGGGAGCACAUCAAAUGUCACCCCCCUCAGGAUGUCACCUGGGGCGGGCUGCCCCCACUUCACCCCCCUUCCGAUGCCUCUGGCUAAGCUAGAAAAAAGACCAGUCUUCUGCCCCCUUCCAGGAGCCUGGAUUCCGCAUAGGAAUACAUACCUACAAGUGUGAGAUGGAAGCCAAAAUCUGGGUCAGGCCAGAAGGGAUCUCUUCUAUCGUAAGUACAGUAAUUGCGAGCCAAAGGAAUUUCUGUUGUCAGAAGCUGAGCUGCGAUCAGCAUCUAGGAAAGCCAGUAAACUCCCUGAUGGGAUGAGAGAAACAAAGUUGGGCAGAAAGGAUGCAAGGAUUUCCAUCCUUCCUAGUUUUUGGGACAGGCAGAUGCACUUCCAAAUGUUUCCAGACUUUCUGGUGGGUUCCGAGUACAUUCAGAAAAACACGACAAGUGGGAUAGGCAAACCUGUCCAUUCUGGUGGUAUCCUCCACCCCCAAACUUAAUUCCUCCCCCAUAAAGUUUUAUUUGGUUUUACAAGUUCGUUGACACAACUAACAUUCUUGCAAAUAUUAAAAUUAAAACAAGAUUCUGCUGAAUCUUAGGACUUCCCCUCCGUGGGUUCUUUAAAUACCUCUGUCAACUGCAUAUUACAAAUUCUUCCCAAUUUCAGUCUUCCAUAAUAUCCAAAGUCUUUGUCACAUUGCAAGAGUUAUUUAAAGCAUGCCAAAGAGUUCAAGUGUUUACAUAGUUCGUUUAGAUAUAGUCUAUAUUUAUCCCAUUCUCUAUUGAAGUUUUGAUCCUCCUGAUUUCUAAUUUCCCCGGUCAAUCUUGCCAUCUCUGCAUAGUCCAGUAGUUUCAUCUGCCAAUCCGCUUUUGUAGGUAUCUUAUCAUCUUUCCAACUCUGGGCAAGCAGUAUCCUUGCAGCAGUAGUAGCGUACAUGAACAGUCUUUUCAAUUCCUUUGGUUACAAUUCCUAACAAAAAGACUUCUGGUUUUUCAAAAAAACACAUUAUUUUAAACUUUUUUAAAAAGUUCAUUAUAUGUCAUUUCCCAGAAUUCCUUUAUCAUUUUACAAUUCCACCACAUAUGAUAGAAGGUCACCUAUCAAUUUAUGAUCUUUAUUUUUUAAAAAAAUCGUGAAAGUUUGUCUGCAAUUUAAUGUGAACUUCCCCUAAAAGAAACAUUCCAAAUGUGCACCAGCAACAAGUUGGUGAGCCCUGCAUGCUUGGUUUGACUUCACACCCAACCAGGGGUGCCAUCUCCUUGGGGCCAAGCCCUUUGGGGGGCCCUAUAUUUUGGGGGUAGGGGCUGCCCCUCCCCCAUGUCCAAGAAAUCAACAUUUGAUGAUCUCCUUCUACCAGUCCACAAUAGAAAGUGUCCUUUCAUACUGCAUCACAGCAUGGUACGCUGGUUUGACAUCAACUGAUAGGAAAUGCCUACAGAGGGUGGUGAAUACAGCACAAGAUAUUAUGGGCUGUCCCGUGAAUCUGCUGGAUGAAAUAGCGGAAGAAAGUUGCCUCAGGAGAGUGAGGAAAAUUCUCAGGGAUGAUUCACACCCUGGCCGGCACUUUCUUGAUCUCCUGCCCUCAGGCAGAAGAUAUAGAAGCAUGAUUAGUCGCACCAACAGGGUAAAGAACAGCUUCUAUCCGUGGGCUGUUAGGCUGCUGAAGGAAAAGAUAACAACAGGGCAACUGGCUUUCAGGUUUGGUGGGUGUGCGUCAGUAAACGAGGGGAAUUAAGACUAAGAGAGCUGAGUGGGGGGGUGCUCGUGUAAUCUCACUGUAUACAAGUUGUACAAGUGACAAUAAAGUAUUUCAAUUUCAAUAAAAGAAGCAUGGAGCGAAGUGGCCAGCUCCUUCUCCUGCCGUGGAGGAGAAGGAGGGUUGAAGCAGCCUUCCGCCAGUGGAAGAGGAAGCCGCCAGUUAUCGAAGCCACGAGGCCGCCAUGUUCAACUCCGCCCCCAGCUCCUCCCAAUGCCCUGACAUCACGGGCAUGACAUUGGCCUCCCCGAUUGCCCUUGCAAGCUGGCACCUCUACAUCCUACACAGUUUUGAGCAAUUAGGCAUUCAGAGUUUGCGCAUGAUGCCUAUGUAAGACAGGCUUCUCUAUACAGUGGUACCUCGGAUUAAGUACUUAAUUCGUUCCGGAGGUCUGUUCUUAACCUGAAACUGUUCUUAACCUGAAGCACCACUUUAGCUAAUGGGGUCUCCUGCUGCCGCUGCGCCACUGGAGCACAAUUUCUGUUCUCAUCCUGAAGCAAAGUUCUUAACCCGAGGUAAUAUUUCUGGGUUAGCGGAGUCUGUAACCUGAAGCGUAUGUAACCCGAGGUACCACUGUACAAGUGCAGCGUGGGUGCCACAAUUGAUGGAUUGCAUUUAUAUCCCAAUCUUUUCCCAGCAUACCAUACCUUCCAACAUUUUGCAAGAAAAAAAUGGGGCACCCCCCAUCUCCAUCGCUUGCCCCCUCCCUGCUACUGACCGCUUUGUCGCUCAUCAACUCGGCCCCUCCAUUUUCCUUUUCUCUCACCUUUGCUGUUCUGGCUUCCUGCUCAGAGGCCUAGAGCGGCCUCAGGAAGGUCGCACUAAUCCCUGCCACGUCCAGAGAUGCCGCUCAGUCUAGAGCGGCCUCCAGGAAAAAUGGAACAUCCCAAAUUGGGUGGGUUCUGUAAAUUUGGGUUGUCACAAUUAUUAUUGUUAUUAGAAUUUAUAUACCACCCUAUGCCUGGGGGUCUCAGGGCGGUUCACAGAAUAAAAUCAAGAUACAGUGGUACCUCAGGUUACAUACGCUUCAGGUUAAGUACUUAACCCGAGGUACCGCUGCAUAAAACCACAAAACAUAACAAAAAUAAAAGCGACAACCCAAUAACCCCCCCCCCCCCAAAAAACCCCCACAUUUUAAAAGGGCAUAGGAUGUCAGUCAAAUGAACCAAAGGCCUGGUUAAAAAGGAACAUUUUUGCCCGGUGCCUAAAGGUGUCUAAUGAAGGUGCCAGGCAAACUUCCCUGGGGAGAGUAUUGCACAGAUGGGGAGCCACUGCAGAGAAGGCCCCAUUCUCGUGUUGCCACCCUCCACACCUCUCGAGGAGGAGGCACGUGAAGGAGGACCUCAGAAGAUGAUCUCAGGAUCCGGGUAGGUUUAUAUGGAAAGAGGUGGUCCUUGCGGUAUUGCGGUCCUGAGCAGUUUGAGGUUUUAUAGGUCAAAACCAACACUUUGAAUGGGGCCCAGAAACUAAUUGGUAGCCAGUGCAGUCGGACCAGGAUCGGUGUAAAAUGCUCAAACCAUCUUGCUCCGGUGAGCAACCCGGCCGCUGAAUUCUGCAUUAAAUUGGGACACUUGAGGGGUUUGGCAUACCUGGUUUUCCUUUUCCUUAUUUAAUCCCCACAACAACCCACUGAGGUAGGGUAGGCUGAGAAAUAGUGACUGUGGCCCAAGGUCACCCAGUGAGCUUCAUGGCUGAGUGGUGAUUUGAACCCAGGUCUCCUAGGUCCUGGUCUGACAAUCUAAUUACUACACCACACUGGCACACUGCAUAGAGUGAGAAGGGUGAAGUAUCUUGCUUUACAAAAGACAGGUGAAAUGGAUGCCCCGCAGUCUGAAAUGUAAACUGAGUUGUGAAUUUUGGGGGAAUAAUUUUGGCACACCCCUGUAGCAGGUGCACCUCAGGUUCCGGCACCCUUCCCAUCUCAGUAACACAAAACAGCAUCAAGUUCUGUGGUGCAGCUCUGUCUUUUACGGAUUUUUGAUCCUCAACUGGAUUGAUGGGUUUUAUCAGGUAAUGGACACAGUCAGGGCUGAGGUUUUCUAUUACCUCGCAAAAUUGAAGAAACUGAUGUGUUGUUCCAAUAUAUCAGAAAAGCAACGUGCCUUCUCUUGCUUCCUUGCAAAAAUGACAGACGAGGAGGGUGGAAAAUAGUUUAGUUUUUCAAAAGUGCCAUGUGGUGUUUUUUUGCUGAACCAAGAGGAAAGAUUCCCCAGCAAACUGAAACUCUUUAAAUAGUAUUUGCACAGAAAGCACACACAGAUGGAUAGCUUCAUAUAAAGCGCCUUUAUUAUCUGGGGACUAUUGCCCUAGUAACAGCCAUCUCAUUCUCAUUCUAUAUUUACCUUCUAAUGACUAUUCUGUUACUACUCAAUUCCUACAUUUCGUAAUGCUUCCAUGCUUUCUUUAUCUCCAUGCUUUAUCGGUGUGUACUUACAUGCAUUUGGGACGCAGGUGGCACUGUGGGUUAAACCACAGAGCCUAGGACUUGCCGAUCAGAAGGUUGGUGGUUCGAAUCCCCGCAACGGGGUGAGCUCCCGUUGCUCGGUCCCUGCUCCUGCCAACCUAGCAGUUUGAAAGCACGUCAAAAUGUAAGUAGAUAAAUAGGUACCACUCUGGCGGAAAGGUAAACGGCGUUUCCGUGCGCUGCUCUGGUUUGCCAGAAGUGGCUUAGUCAUGCUGGUCGCAUGACCCAGCCAAUAAAGCGAGAUGAGCAACGCAACCCCAGAGUCGGUCACGACUGGACCUAAUGGUCAGGGGUCCCUUUACCUUACUUACAUGCAUUAACACAGCGGGGCCAGUUCAGAUGUGACAACCAUGUUGUAAAACACCAGGAGCCUUGUGUUUGCAUGCUCUGUCCCUUCCUUGUUGAAUCCUAGGCAGCUUGGGUACUUCUGUGGUGGUUUGUUUAAACCAUUGUUUCCCAUUGCACCAGAACCAGGAAACUCUGGUUUAACCGCUCUGCUUACAAACAAGGCUUUGGGUAUAUACAUUGCAAAGGGCAGUCCCUAACAUUUCUUUAAAAGAAAUGGAUGAACGAAUCUUCUGCUGGAGGUCACUAAAUGAAUUAUCGACAAAGCACACGCCAUUUUGCAGCCCAAGUCAAAGGACCAGAUGGCAACACUCACCCACGAACAAAGGCCAAGUGGACUAGCAGUUGAAUCUUCCUUGAACAACAGUGUCAAGAUAGCGUCUCUCCUUGCACUUGAGGCUGAGAUGGGGCAGGGCAGCUCAUGCAGUACACACAGUUCUGUCCUCCAGAAGGAAAGCCAGGGGAUUGAGAAGGGCUGGUGGAAAGGCUGUCAGUGUUUCCCUCCAGCAUCCACCACUUGAGGCAGUUGUCUCACUUUGCCUAAUGGUAGGGCUUGCCCUGAUCAUCACCUUGGGCUUUGUGGUAGCAAGUGAAUGGUCAGCCAUAACCAUCAAUUUUAUUAUUCUGGGCUUUUUUUCUGAUUAAAAAAACACCAAGAGAGGCACAGGAGUCUCAGGAACUGGCCAGUGGUUCUUUUGUCAGCUUCACUGAUUCAAAAAAUAGAAAACACACACACACACAAGCCCCUUCUUCACUAUACAUUUAAAGCAGUAUCAUAUCACUUUAAAAAGUAAUGGCUUCCCACAAAGAACCCUGGAGUCUGUUAAAGGUGUAAAGGUAAAGGUAAAGGGACCCCUGACCAUUAAGUCCAGUCAUGACAGACUCUGGGGUUGCAGUGCUCAUCUCGCUUUAUUGGCCGAGGGAGCCGGUGUUCAGCUUCCGGGUCAUGUGGCCAGCAUGACAAAGCGGCUUCUGGCAAACCAGAGCAGCGCACGGAAACACCGUUUACCUUCCUGCCAGAGUGGUACCUAUUUAUCUACUUGCACUUUGACGUGCUUUCGAACUGCUAGGUUGGCAGGAUGUUAAGGGUGUGGAGAGCUACACUUCCCAGAGUUCCCUAGGAAGGGAGAAUUCAUGUUCAGACACUCAGGGAACUGUUACUCAAGGAGGGGCUACAGGUUUCCUAACAACUCUCAGAACCCUUAACAAACUACACAUCCCAGGAUUCUUUGGGGGAAGCAAUUACCAUUUACAAAAACGCAAAGAAGCGUUUACGGUACCCAUGUGGAGAAAUGUAUUUGGCAGGUGCAUAAAAACCUCCCUCUUUGACUCCACUCACUUUUGCCUCUGGCCAUGCCCACCUUUAUUUAUUUGAUUUGUUUGUUUAAUAAAAUUUAUACACUGCUUGUUUAUUUUUUUUUAAAAAAACCUCAAUGUCUCUGGCCUUGCAUACCGCUGGCGCUCGGCCCUCAGUACGUCAUCCAAGAGGAAAUCCGACCUUCAAGCUGGAAAAGGUUCCCCACAACUGGAGAUUUUCUGUUGGUAUUAAACACCUUCCCUCUUUCUGUAUGUUUUUAACCUUCCUGUCUAAGCUUCGGGGAAUGAAAACAAGGUUUCUUUUUGUUGUUGCUACUGCUGCUGCUAGCAAAACUGUUCUUUUUUAAGAAGGAGGGGGGAAACGGGGAGAUUCUAAUAAUGGAACCAGUUGGAAGAGGAAGAUUAUAAUAGCCCAUCCAAUCAAGGAAGUGACAAUAGCCAAUCAGGAGAGCUGAGAAACAAGAGUGUCAUGAUUAUGCAAAUCCCUUUGUGGUGAUUGCUCUACAGCUCUCCUCAACCAAUCGGCAUUCACAAGUCCAAAUCAGAGAAUUAAAGAAAGGAGAAAUGUGGAGCAGGAGCUUACAGUAGCAGUUCUAAAACUGAGUUUUGGGCCCUCAACCCUGAGCUAAUGAGUUGAUGCAGGUCUGAUGAGACCAAACAGUGUAUUUUCUUAACCGGUUUUUAAAGUAGUUUGGUUUAAGUAAACAUUUUUUGAUUUAUACACCCAGAUAAUCCAAAUUCCACCUCAAGGAAAGGGUCCUUCUGUGGAGAAAUUAUGCAGGAGAUCUCAGGGCCAGCUUCAAUCCCCAGCAUCACCAGGUAAGACUCAGAAAGAUCCUGGUCUGAAAGCCUGCCUGGAGAGCUGCUGCCAGUCAGUGCAGACUCUACCGAGUUAGUUGGACGAAUUGUCUGACUCUGUGUAAGACAGAUUCCUGCAUUCCUAACCUGAAUGCACUUUGCAAAUUGAGAAAUACAAGUGAUAUCUCUUGUUUUCCAUCAAUCCUUCUGCAAGUUUUGUUGUUGUUUAGUCGUUUAGUCGUGUCCGACUCUUCGUGACCCCAUGGACCAGAGCACGCCAGGCACUCCUGUCUUCCACUGCCUCCUGCAGUUUGGUCAAACUCAUGCUGGUAGCUUUGAGAACACUGUCUACCCAUCUCGUCCUCUGUCAUUCCCUUCUCCUUGGGCCCUCCAUCUUUCCCAACUUCAGGGUCUUUUCCAGGGAGUCUUCUCUUCUCAUGAGGUGGCCAAAGUAUUGGAGUCUCAGCUUCAGGAUCUGUCCUUCCAGUGAGCACUCAGGGCUGAUUUCCUUCAGAAUGGAUAGGUUUGAUCUUCUUGCAGUCCAUGGGACUCUCAAGAGUCUCCUCCAGCACCAUAAUUCAGAAGCAUCAAUUCUUCAGCGAUCAGCCUUCUUUAUGGUCCAGCUCUCACUUCCAUACAUCACUACUGGAAAAACCAUAGCUUUAACUAUAUAACCUUUGUUGGCAAGGUGAUGUCUCUGCUUUUUAAGAUGCUGUCUAGGUUUGUCAAUGCUUUUCUCCCAAGAAGCAGGCGUUUUAAUUUCGUGGCUGCUGUCACCAUCUGCGGUGAUCAUGGAGCCCAAGAAAGUAAAAUCUCUCACUGCCUCCAUUUCUUCCCCUUCUAUUAGCCAGGAGGUUGUGGGACCAGUGGUCUGCAAGUUUUACUAUUUCAUAAUUUAGAACAGAUUGCUAGAUAAAUCAUUGGACCCCCUCAAGGAUCAUUCACUGGUAACUGUAUACCUAUCUUAGGUUUUUUGUUUUAUCGGAAUCUGCAGUUCUCAAGGACCUGAAUUCUGCAUUUUUCUGCUACUCCCAUGGAAUUGAGGCUAACUACCCAGAGUCCUGGAUGAUACAUUUCCAUAAUGAUCUUAGCUAUGUACGCUGUCGCCAGAUCUGGCCAGAUGUCCCCAGUGCAAAGCAUACUUCCCCAUGAAGCCAUUGCUGUUCUCCUGAAGGUAAGCCCACAACUAAAAACUCUGAAAUUUAACUCUGAGUCAACACUGUUUGUUUAAUUAGAGCAACUUAUUUCGGAGCAGCCAUUUAAUCAUUUCUCAAGUCGCUAGCACGACCCAGAAUCGCCCAUGUGUUUUCCAAGGUGUAAUUAUUCAACAUGACUGAGUAGUCUUUUCUGGUGGCUGAGAAUGAGAAUCAAGGCAGCAACAUCCCAUUGGUCCAUCUAGCUCAGCAUGGAUUACACGGAUUGGCAGAAGCUCUCAGGGGUGUUCAGACAGUGUCCUCUUCCAGCCCUACUUGGAGAUGCCUGAAAAAGCAAUGCAGUGGUACCCUGGUUCUCAAACUUAAUCUGUUCUGGAAGUCCGUUCUAAAACCAAGGCGCACUUUCCCAUAGAAAGUAUUGCAAAAUGGAUUAAUCCAUUCAAGACAUUUAAAAACAACCCCUAAACAUGAAUUUUGCUAUCUAAGGAGACCAUUGGUCCAUAAAAUGAAAGCAAUAAUCAAUGUACAGUACUAUAAAAUAAAGAAGACAGUAUUGUAGAUGAUAAAAAAUAAAAUUCUUAUUAUUUUCUUACCUGCACUGAUGACAGUCAUUGUUUGGAUGGGGGCUUUUAUCCAUUUCCGCAGUCACACAAUCAAUCAGUAGCUGAACUGGGUUCCACACAGUCACAAAAACAAAUUAACCAAAAAAGCCUCAAAAACAAAAAUGCAAAAUAAAUAGCUAAAACAAAAGCGCCUAACUUAAUCCAUUCCGGAAGUCCGUUUGACUUUUGAAAUGUUCAAAAACCAAGGCGCAGCUUCUUAUUGGUGCAGGUGCCCCGGAAACAAUAGCCGACAGCUGCAUCAGAUGUUUGACUUCCAAAAAACGUUUGAAAACUGGAACACUUACUUUCGGCAUUUGGGAACCAAGGUGUUUGAGAACCAAGGUACCACUGUACAGAAUACAUAAGAAUUUAAAGCAUAUGUGAAGUUUCAAUACAGCCCAGAGAAGCUUGGACCCAGACCAAGCUAGAUGCCCCUGGUUCCCAUUGAAAUCAAUGGGACUAAGUCACGGAUAACUUGCCCCGGUGAAUUCAACUAGACCUAAAUGCUGCCAAGUUAAUCUGGAUCCAAGCCAGAAUGAACUGAUGGUUCCUGUAGGUCUGGGACAGGACACCUGUGGCCCUGCAGAUGUUGUUGGACUCCCCAGUCACCUGUCCAAGGGUCAGGGAUGAUGGGAGUUACAGCCCAACAUCACCCAGAAGGUCACAGGUUCCCCUUCCUUGCUGCAGAUGAAUGACAUGGAGAUUCCAGAGCCAGUGAAGCAAGGCAGAGCUGGAUCAGAGUCAAAACUGUUCAAGCAAAGCACCUUGCCAGCUAAUGAUAAUCCUUGGCUGGCCUGAAACCAAUCUAUUAUAUCGUAUUGCAGUGCAUUUGAUAUAUUUCAGGGUAGACUCAUUUCUCCUGCUUAUCCAAUACCUAGAGCUGUCAGUGACUGGCAUACUGUGCCUGUUGUGCCAGGCGGCGCCACCAGCCAGGUUUGCAGCCUGCAGGUAGCAUGCAGAGAACAGAGGAUGCUAAGCUAAGUCUCUCCUAGCACAUUCCUUGCCCUGCUGCUGCACAACAGCCCUGCAGUGCUGCCUGCUGGGCCUUGCUACCCAGUAGCAGCCACCGCCACCCUCUCACUCAACUCUCACAGCCCAGAUGGGAAAGGACUGGGCUGCACGGAAGCAAUUACUUAAAAUAAAAAAGCUCUAUGCCAGGCAUAGGCAAACUCGGCUGUCUUCCAGCUGCCUUAUCCCAUCCAAGAGAUCAAAGCAGCUUGCGGACCCCAACCAACUUCAAUAAUAAUAAUAAUAAUAAUAAUAAUAAUAAUAAUAAUAAUUUAUUAUUUAUACCCCGCCCAUCUGGCUGGCUUUCCCCAGCCACUCUGGGCGGCUUCCAACACAAUAUUAAAAUACAGUAAUGCAUCCAACAUUAAAAGCUUCCCUAAACAGGGCUGCCUUCAGAUGUCGUCUAAAAGUCUGGUAGGUGUUGUUCUCUUUGACAUCUGGUGGGAGGGCGUUCCACAGGAUGGGUGCCACUACUGAGAAGGCCCUCUGCCUGGUUCCCUGUAACUUGGCUUCUCACAGUGAGGGAACCGCCAGAAGGCCCUCGGCGCUGGACCUCAGUGUCCGGGUAGAACGAUGGGGGUGGAGACGCUCCUUCAGAUAUACUAAAGCCCAGGAACUCUGAGACCAAUGCCCCCUGAGUUUCCCAGAGAACUCCCUCCCAGUUUGCUCAGCGUGUAAAGGCAGCCCAUGCUCCCCGAGCCUCUCCCAGAGUUCAGAAGAACAUGCUGGUUUAUUACGACUCUGCCCUUAAACAUUUCGUAGAAUGGAUUCCAAGCGUCAAGACAAGUGGGGAUGAUCAGCUUCCUGGUGGCAUGGGAAAUCUGGCCCAGAUCUGGUGCAAAGGACAAAGCUGUAAGGGUGGCUCCACUUUUAAAGGCUCUUUUCCCUCUCCGUGGAGGGAGUGGCCUCUGGCUUUUUCUGACCACAGUCAAUUUACCAUGGAUGCCAUUUCUACCAGGCAGGCAUCCUAAGUACCCUUGUUCAUUUGAACAGAACUGGUGGGAGAUACACGAUUGCGUGGCUUAGAUAAAUGGUGGGGGCAGGAGACCAUGCCAGAUGCACAUGGCUGGGAAACAAGGUCACAUACCACUACUCCCACUUCAGAAUCCUGGAAACAAAGUCAAAUUAGGUUCCUGUAAGCAGAGGGUAGUUCCAUAUACCGUAUUUUUGCUGUAUAAGACGCACCAGACCAUAAGACGCACCUAGUUUUUGUAGGAGGAAAACAAGAAAAAAAAUAUUCUGAAUCCCAGAAACCAGAACAGCAAGAGGGUAGCGGAAUGAAGGCUCCCCCGCCCUCAAGAUGCUUCAUGCGGCUGAGCCAGAAGCCAGGACAGCAAGAGGGGUCGCUGCGUAGUGAUUCCUCUAGCUGUCCUGGCUUAUGGGAUAGCCGCGCGCAGCCUCUCCCAGGCAGCGGGAUGAAGGCUCCCCCAAGAGCCGUGCUCCCUUUAAAGAGUGCAUGGAGCGUGUGUGCGGCUCUUGGGGGCUUUUCCCCGAGGAAGGAGAAGGGCAGCCCCCAAGAGCCGCACACAUGCUCCAUGCAGCUCUUUAAAGGGAGCGCUGAGCAGAGCCUCCCACCUGCAUUCGCUCCAUAAGACGCACACACAUUUCCCCUUACUUUUAGGAAGGGGAAAGUGUGUCUUAUAGAGCGAAAAAUACGGUAAGUGAGGUCAAGCAAAGCCGUGCUCAGGAUCCAAAAGGCAAGAGAGCAAGGCAGGUAGCACCCUGGACAGCUCCGAAGAGGGCCUAGCCAACAAAACAAGGCCAGUUUGAGUAUGACUCCAGCAGGCGACCAAACCAAGCCUUGGCUGUAAGUAGGACUGCAGAUCUUGAUGACUGAAACUUCUACCCCUAUCAAGGGACCCAGCCUAUUUUAGUACCAUUGACUCCAGUGGCGAGGAGGAGGCUGUGGUUCUGCUAUUUCUUCUGAAGUCCACAGUAAACAAUGCAACCACCGACACCAUGUGGUGUUAGAACUCCUGAAGAAGCAGGGGCAUUGAAGACUAGUUCUGAAGGUCCAGUUUGCCUCCUGGUCUGAAGCACUGGAGAGCUUCUGCCAGUCACUGUAGGUGGACCAUGGCAGCUGUGUAAGGCAGCUUCCUAUGGUCCUAAACACUCUAUGAAGACAGGCUGUAGCUCAGUGGUGGAGCAUCUGUUUUGCAUGCAAGAGGUCCCAGGUUCGGUCCCCAGCGUCUCCAGGAAGGGCUAGGCAAGACUCCCCAUCUGAAAUCCUAGAGAGCUGCUGCCAGUCAGUUUAGACAACACUGAGCUAGAAGGACCAGUCGUCUGACUUGUAUAAGGCACUCUGCAAUGUAAGUUGGUCAAAGAUGUCCUCUGUUUGCAUGGCCUCUUCUCCUGAGGAUAGGGAAUCAGAGCCCCGGCUCAUGACUGACUUGGCAUCACUCAAAUUGCAAAACAACCUAUAAAAUAAUCCGUUGAGAAUUCAAGAGGUGAUCCCUCCUGCAGACCUGCAAAUCCCUUGGCAAGAACCUAUAAUUUUAAAAAUCCAUUUCCCCCAUAAGCAACAGCAAUCUCCUCAUUUCCCUGAUGCAGGUCCCAUGAAAAACCCUGCCGAUGCGAAACAGAACGUGUUGUUAAGCCAACCCUUCGCCAAUCAGGCUUAUGGCAUUGUCUUGGAUGUCCCUGGGAAGAGGAAACAUGACCGAGGGAUGAAUUAAUAUUUCUGUUCAAUUAAGCGGACUUCGAAGGAUGUGCACCAUUUUUAAAAGUUUAUUGGAUGUCACAUUUUAAUGAACUGAAAGGCCACAUUGUACAGUAACUUUGUAAAAGAAAGGCAUCAUUACAUCUGACAGUUACCAAAUGCCCCACUUAAAUUAAAACAGAUGCAAUCUAAACCUGGGAAGGAUAGAGACAUCCUUCUUGCCUUACUCUUUUAAGUAAACUGGAUGAUUUCCAUAUGGUGGUCCUGACCCAGCAAGAAUUUGGUGUGAACCACAUCCCAUGGCAAGCCAUGGGACCAAAGUUAUUUACAAUUCUAAUUUCUUGAAUUAGUUGCGAUGGAACAUUUAUUGUGACCAGCUGAGUCAAGUGCAACCCUUAAAACACACUAAGAGAAGUAGGAUCGGUUCUAAACAGUCUGUUGACUUUAUUAAUUUUCACAGUACCCUUUCGUUGUGUAUAUAACCAUUUUAUUUAUAAGGCAUAAAUACAAAAAGAAAUAACGCUCAUCAUUAUUAUUUUAAGUAAUACCAUCUAGUACAUUUUUUUUCUCAGUCACACUAAGGAUUAUAAUGUACCUAUAGCUGCAUUAUUAUUAGUAGUAAUAGUAGUAGUAGUAGUAGUAUCUCCAUAUAAAAGUCUAUAAUGUAGAAUACAGUUUAUAGCAUUUUUGUUAAAAUAACUGUUACACAAGAUUGAACACAGUAUAGUUUGCCAGCUACUGCUGCCAGAUUAUUUCUACUAUACAAAAAAUAAUAAGGAUCCACCUUCCCUGAAUUUCAACGCUCGCAGUGAGCUUGAAUCACACUACAACUCUUUAAAUUUCACCACCCUGAUCCAGCAAAGGAAAUCUGCACAAGUGUGCAGAUGCCUGCAUAUUUAGUCAACAUGAGUGCAACCCCCCUCACCUGUAUCAUGAUGUUCAUAUAUUCCCUUCUGAAGUGAUUGGAGGAAUUUGAAAGGGGAGAGGUAUCCCCAUCUGGGGCCGUAAUUUGUUAUGCUAAUUGCCCACAGGUGUAGCUGGAUCAGAAGCGGCAACCUUUUUUUUUAAGGGAAUUGGGGAGGGGGAAUCAAAAUAUUGCUUGAUAGACCCAGAGAAAUGCCCUUGAAGUCGAUGCAUAUAUGUCCUGGAAGCUUGUUAAUAGGGCGUAGAGACAAGAUGGGAAGCUGGCCACUGAUGGGACAUUGACGGACAUGGCUUCUACAAUGGACUAGAUGAAGCAGCUGGAUGAGUGCCGCUGCAAUAUUCUGAUAUUUAAAACACCGUCCAUGCAACCCCUUUUGCCACAAGCCAACUGCAACGCGGAGCAAGAAAACCUCCCUGAUCAACCCCUAUGUUCGGGGCUGGGUCCAAGAUGCAGUGCACCGACAUUCAAGGGGAGGCCUAUGUCUUGUGCUACAGUGAUUAUGCACAAUGACUGCAAUUGUGGUUGCAGUCACUGGUCACUUCCAGACAACCUGUUGAUUGAGCCUUCAUCCCGAUUUGUUUGCAGAACCUUAGCAGGGAGGUUAUAUGGGGGUGUUAUAGGGUUGUUCUUGUUUUUUAUUUCGAUCAUGUAUUUUGUGUUUUUAUAUUGUGAUUUUAUUCUGUGAACUACCCUGAGACCUGCAGGUAUAGAUAGGGUGGCAUACAAAUUUUAAUAAUAAUAAUAAUAAUAAUAAUAAUAAUAAUAAUAAUAAUUGCCAGCAGAUGUCAAGGCAAUAAACAACUAUUUUACUUUUAAAAGACAACUGAGGGAGGCCCUGUUUAGGGAAGUUUUUAAUGUCUGAUGCUGUAUUGUUUUUAAUAUUCGGUUGGAAGCCGCCCAGAGUGGCUGGGAAAACCCAGCCAGAUGGGCGGGGUAUAAAUAAUAAAUUAUUAUUAUUAUAUUAUAUUAAAUAAUAAAAAUAAAAAUAUGAUGCCAGUGGCUUCUUGAUCACUCUUUCCCAUUUGUUUGUGGCGAGGCUAUAUAAGGCAAACAAUCGUUACCCCACACUUCCGAGCACAUUUCGCCAUCGUGGACCUUCCUACAAAAAGUUUGUGUGUGUGUGUUUUAAAUGGAAAUGGGUUUGUUGAGGAAGAGCACCAAAUUCACUUCAACCGCUGAACCUGAAUUGGUCCAGAAGUGGCCAGUGUCUCUGGCAAAACUUCUUGCUGAGUCGGUUACAAUGCUCUGGCACAUACAACUUGCAAGGCCAUCUCAUGGAGGACGAGCUGCGCUACACUCCCUGCCCACGACCCAUGUGUGAGCUAGGGGAUCUAUGACAGCGCCCCAUUCCCUUGACUCCUUUUUAGUGCGUGUAUGUCAGAAAUUGUGCAAGCAGCACCCUCCACAAAACCAGCCUUCCCCAUGGAACACCCUGUUUAUGUAUCAUCUGAGCAGCAGAGGGGAUUUAGGAAACAAUCCACACCCACUAUACAAAGGUCUGCAAAUUUGCAGGAACCUGGCAGCAUUUUCACUUAGAUUACAGAAUAGCAUCUUCUGAAGUAUAUAUUGCAUGAAUAUCAAUGUUUCCCAUUUGUGCUUAAGACCUGGGUCCUUAAUAUAAGCACCCAGUAGCUGACUAUUUGGAGAACUAAAAAAAAUAAAUAAAAAUCCCUUGGCAGAAUUUGCAGUUUUCGGCUACUUAACGCUGGAAUAAAGCAAUUGAUUUCGAUGGGAGCAAACUUACAGGGUCUCUCCAAGCCAACUGGCCUAGCCUUUGCUGGUGUCUUUUCAUCUGUGGUAGCUACUGCCACGUCACAACUCUGGCCAUGUACGAAAUCCACCGGAAAGUAAGUGGCCAGAAUUUGUAUACCAGUGAUCAGGUCAGGAGGCUGUCUGUUCCACUGGCAAUUGACCCUAUUCAAGGCCACUGUUUGCCUCUGCUCUGUGCCAUUGUGGCAAGGGCCAAUUUAAGUGGCACAGCCACUCUGUGGGUCUUGCUGGAAAUGUGCCACACGGCAUGUUACGUUACAAACCCGAAUACACCAACGGCCACUAGGGAGGCACCAUCCUGGCAUAGAGGUGUUGCACGAGUCUGGGCUGAUGCCCAAGUAUUUCAACAUGGCAGGCGCCGUGGGCAUUAUGCCCAGGAAGAUGCACUUUUGAACAACCUCCGCAUGACAGCCAGCUAACAUUUACAAUGAAUUUUCCAAAACAGCAAAACGCCAAAAUGAAAUAG